Molecule: messenger RNA, 569 nt
Organism: Clunio marinus
Lineage: Eukaryota; Metazoa; Arthropoda; Insecta; Diptera; Chironomidae
Source: the annotation of a GenBank genome assembly
AUGACUUCCAGAAAUUGCUUGCACGGAUUUAAAAUUGCAGUAAUUGCUUUAGCAAUUAUAGAUUUAGUGUGGAAUAUUUAUAAAUUCAUAAUUUUCGUGGUUUUCGAAUUGGUUAUUGUCAUCAUUUAUGCUUUGAUGUCAACUAAGAAACCGCCAAGAUCACAUGAGCACAUGAGAACGACCGUUCCCUUGAGACAGACGACAGUUCCGAUGAGAACAACAGUUUAAGCAAAUCAUCUUGGGGAUGGAGCACAAUUCAUUUGCCAUUUUUGCACGUUUUCGUUUAGAUAGAUUGUCAUUAAUUUCAUGAUCUUAUCGCUUAUUCCGUCCAUUAUGCUUCCUAGGUAGGUCAGUAAGUGUUGAAUUCAACAAUUUACAAUUAUAUAUAGAAAUAGAUUCUCACAAUGAGUUAAUAAAUAAAUAUGAAUAGAAUACAAUACAAAUCAAGCAAUGAGUCAUCGUUGAAGAAUCUCUUUAAGGAAAAUUAUCAUUUAUGUCUUGUUUUAAUGAAUUUUUAUUAGUAAUGUUAAAAGUAAUUAAAUAAAGAUUUUUUACAUUCAAUAAAAGGU